Exaiptasia diaphana is the source of this 4240-nucleotide messenger RNA. Its product is annotated as fibroblast growth factor receptor 4. The record is from RefSeq and is a predicted model, not a curated record. The transcript has 11 exons. The coding region runs from base 112 to 2937 and encodes 941 amino acids. Gene Ontology annotation, molecular function: ATP binding; transmembrane receptor protein tyrosine kinase activity. NCBI's taxonomy places the organism in Eukaryota, Metazoa, Cnidaria, Anthozoa, Actiniaria, Aiptasiidae. Gene Ontology annotation, biological process: protein phosphorylation; positive regulation of kinase activity; cell surface receptor protein tyrosine kinase signaling pathway. Gene Ontology annotation, cellular component: signaling receptor complex.
GUUUGACCGCGCAGACGCUCAAGGCUGAAUCGAUAUCGACCGGAAGAUCAUCGGGGGAUAGGAUGGAUAAUAUAUUCAAGAGUAAAUAGCCAAAUUCAUCUUGAAUUCUUUAUGGCAUUGUUGAAGAAACUGUUUGUAACUAACAGGACUGGAAACGAAGGCAAACUGGCACUCAUAGUAGCCUUGGCUUUGAUUUGUGUACCCACUGCGUUGGCUACUGUUUCAGAUCAGUUUCGAUUUUACAAGACAAAUGCGAAUGGUGCACGGAAGAAAGUUUUAUUUGGAAAGAGCUUGGUGAUCAACUGCACUACAAAUGAUCCUACUGCUUACACUAAUUUGUAUUUUAAAUCACUCUCUGAGGACCAUUUUCAAAUUUUUAAGUAUGAUAAAGUUGAUAGAGUGAAAGAUGUCUUCAUAAUAAAAGAUUUUAGUUUUAGGACCUCAGGAUGGUACUUAUGUAAUUCUACGAACAGAAACCAAGAAACAAUCACUUGGCAAGAUCCAAGUACAUACGUUGGACCAGCUGAACCACAUAUUCCUAAAGCUGAAAUUUCCACAAAAAAUAAAACUUUGGACGUGGGAGACAAUUUCAAUUUAUCCUGCACUUCCAAGAAUGUUGAUAAUGUCAAGUGGUUCAAAGUUACAGGUGAAAGCAAUAAUCCAAUUGCAGAGAGCAGAUUAAUAAAAGAUGAGAAAGGAGAAAGUAAAACUGUAACAUUGAUGAUAAUAAAUGCUCAGAUUGUUGAUUCUGGAUCUUAUAUAUGUGAAGCAUCUUAUGAAGACAAAAUUGGCACCAAAGGAGCCCAUAUAGAAGUUCUAGAACCCACACCACCACUGCCAACCAACUACAGUGGCAUAACAAAUGCAGUUGUGGUGAGGUCUCCUUCAAAGAUCAAAAUCUACUGUGAUUAUCAAGGUUAUCCCCUUCCAAAAAUCAAAUGGUAUAAAGGUACUCAAGAAAUUCAAGGCUGUAUUAAGUCCACUUAUCACAAGCGGUCAUAUCAACGCUGCAAAAACUCAAGGAUUAUUUUGGAGUAUAGAAAAGAAAGUAAACAUGGCAUACUAAGAGGAAGUUUGACCAUAUUGAAGACUAAAUAUAGUGAUCAUGGUAACUAUGUUUGUCAAGCAUCAAAUAAGAAAGGAAAUAACAGUAUAGCCAUACCAGUAAAUGUUGAAACACGUGCAAGAUUACUGGUUGAUCCAAAAAAUCAAAAUAUCAUAACAGAUCUGGGAAAAUCUAUAAACAUCACUUGUAAAGCCACAGGGCGUCCACAACCAAUUGUUUUCUUGUCUAAAACAAAUAGUCUUAAAGCACUGAAAUAUGGCAAGGGGACAGUUACCCUGUCAAUACAAGCAGUCACAAGGAAAGACAUGGGAAAUUAUUCUUGUAAUGCAACAAAUUUCUACUCUGAUUUAAAAUUUUUCGCUCUUAGUGAAUUGAAGUCCACCAAUCCUCAACCACCUGAAGCAAGAGAUGUCAGAUUGAAAUCACAGAAUUUAAUCAUUAUUGUAGUUUGCGUUGUUGUAAUACUUUUUAUUUUUGUCGCCAUUUCUAUAUUUUUUUACCGUCGGCAGAAAAUGCUAUCAAAUAAGUACAGUUUAGGACCAGAAAUUGCAGACUACCAAAUUGAUCCAGAUCGAAGUUUAUUGGAGCAGUGUAGAAACUUGCCAUAUGACAUUGACUGGGAGUUUCCAGAAGAAAGACUUGUCCUCGGCGAAAUACUCGGUUCAGGGGCUUUUGGACUAGUUCUUCAAGCCGAGGCCAUUGGUAUACAAGCAUUGCGUCCGCGAGAUAAAAGUGCGGAGGCUAUUCAACUUCGAGCGAAUUUACGACAAAAGUCGAAAUUGAUAAAGAAAAAAAUAAAGAAAGGACGCUCUGAUAGCAUUACAUCUGCCAAGCAAACUGUGGCAGUUAAAACACUGAAAGAGGGUGCCACUAAAGCUGACUACACAGAUUUGGCAUCGGAACUAAAAAUUCUUAUUCACGUUGGUGAGCAUAAAAACAUUGUCAAUAUUCUUGGAGCGUGCACUCGAGGAAGACGACUAAUGGUGAUAAUAGAGUUUGCUCCGCAUGGAAACCUUUUAGCAUUUUUAAGAGAAAGGAGAGAUAUUUAUGAACCAAAUUGGGCUAAAGCGUCUCAUAAUCCAGGACAGGAGUUAACACUUGUUGACUUAAUAGUGAUGGCUCAUUCAAUUUCUCAAGGGAUGGAGUUUCUUUUUUCAAGAAAGUGUGUUCAUCGUGAUCUUGCAGCUCGCAACAUUCUCGUUGGUCAAGAUUACGUCAUCAAAAUUUCCGAUUUUGGUCUUGCUCGUGAUAUUUAUCAAGAAGACCUUUAUGUUAAGACCAGCAGAGGACUUCUGCCUAUUAAAUGGAUGGCACUGGAGUCUUUGUUUGAUCGUAUUUACACGCACAUGAGCGAUGUAUGGUCCUUUGGAAUUGUACUAUGGGAGAUUUUUACCCUUGGAGGCACGCCAUAUCCCACAGUCCCUAUCGAGCAGCUUAUGGAUUUCCUUACUCAAGGACAAAGAAUGAUGCAGCCAAACCACUGCCCCACUGAUUUGUACGAUCUCAUGAGACAAUGCUGGGAGUAUUCACCAGAAGACAGACCAACAUUUGUAGAAAUUUCGUACAGGCUUGAACAGAUAUUUAAAGAUAAUGUUUCAGAGGAUACUUUGGGUUACCUCCUUUUAAACGGCAAAGAUGCAGCUGAAAGCAUUAAUUGCUGCUCAGAACUGCCUUUGUCAGAUGAAUCAAAUAUGGAGGCGAAAGGAGAAACACCUGGUGAUGGAUCAAAGAGUAAACCCAACUCACCAGCCUCAUCAAAUCAAUCACCUCCAUCAUCCAUAACUAAUAAUAAUGAAUACAUCAGUGGAACGUUAAAAAGGGAAAAACAUGUCGAACACAAGCCACUUUUAAACCACGAAUCAACUGUAUAGAAUUAUUAUAUGGGUAAUAUUUGAAAAUCUGAUCUUAUACAACUGGAUGAGUUUAUCAAUGCCGCUCAAAAAUGGAAUACCACGUGACUAGCUUUGCCGUCUAUAGAAAAAGAAAAGUCCGGAAAAUAUUGAACGACAAGUUCAGAUUACACCGAGUUUGUCUCAGCGUUCAAAACACCGUUUGUCGUUUGUUGGUGUUUCGGGACUUAGAGGAGGUUAUUCAUUUGGAUAUUACACGACCUUUUGUUCGUCGCGCAGCAAAUUGGGGUACCUACAUGGAUGUUGCAACCGUUCACGCGCCCAUGUUUUUAAAGAGUAUUGGGCUGUGGAAGGGUAGCGCAGCAUCAUAAAUCCAGCAUUAUAAAAGUGGAUCGUUAAUGCAUUUAUGAUCUGGCACAUGUUGGAUAAACAAGUUUGGUUCUUCGCCCGUUGUAUGUUGAAUCUGUUGGCGCCAGACCGUUAGAACAUUGGUAGGUCUGCGAAAUGACAGCUCACGCACAUCUUUUGUCGGCGGUUGGCACUUGUUGGAACGUCGCGCAUCGACUUUGUGCUAAAUUGCCUUCGAUUGAGCCGGCCUCUGUCAAGACACAGACUCCUAUAUGAAUUUGUUAGGAUCACUUGACGCAGAUUUUUAUAUCUAUUUGGACGUGACUGAAACUACUCGCACCAUCCUACUUGAAUUCAAAAAGAAAGACAGACAUUUCAUGUUCUUUACAUGAAACAGGGUGCCCAAUGCAUGACUUAGGUAGUAGAUAACAAAACAAGUGAUAGAUGGCCCCAUCUUGGGGCAGCCUGUUUGCUAUAAGUGGUCCAGUCUGUAAGUUUAACUUCGUGAUAAUAAGGAAUUGGUCAGGCUAGCAGGGACUAUUUGUAUGCAUGCUAUUGACAUAUCGAGUGCAAACAUUACAUUUAUUAAACACAUUAAUAGUCAUUUUUUUUUUAAAGUGACAUGCGUACUAUGUUCAUACAUUUUUAAAACAUUAAGCUAACUACUGCAAAUUGGCUCCUGCGGAGUAUGAUUAUCAUUUAAAAAUAUUUGAAAUGAGAAAAACUUUUUUUUAUUUUUGUUUUUUUUGUUUUUUUGUUUUUACUUCUUAUAUGGACUGUGAGUUGUUAGUCCGUCGUACUCGUACUCGAUAAAGCUCUCGCGGUGUAAUUGAGAGUUAAUAUAAUUUCCAUACUAAUCUAUAUGGUAGUCAUUGUGUUUUUACUGAUGGUAUUCCAUGUAUCUUAGUUAUGCAUGUGGCAAUUUUGAAAUAUUGAUGGUUUUAUUACUUGUAAUAAAAUGAUUAUAGCAUUUUUA